Messenger RNA from Schistosoma intercalatum, 3960 nucleotides. The record is from the annotation of a GenBank genome assembly. Lineage: Eukaryota; Metazoa; Platyhelminthes; Trematoda; Strigeidida; Schistosomatidae.
AUAUUUUCACUGACAGCAGAACUAUGUACAAACAAUAUAAGGUAGUGAUAGUUAACUUUAUAUAUUUGCCUCACAAAUAUAAGCUUUCUCAAGACCUCCGGGUUCGUCGAGUUUGCAGCAGAGCACCUGCCUUUUCUACGAAAUCUCUGCAGAACGGGACCAAAGGUGUGACAAGAUUAGAAGAUUAUGUUGGAAAAUACUUGGUCGCCAUAUUUUAUCCUUCGAACUUGUAGGUGUUUUUAAAAGAAUUACUGCCAACAAUUACAGACAUGUUUUCCUUUAUUUUGAGGAAACUUUGGGUAAAUUUGAGGGUUUUCGCUAAAGUUGUAAAAAUAUGGUAGCUUUCACCAAGGUUUCUGGAACGUUUUGGGAAAAACCGUAAAAUGUUAUAAGAUCUUGCGGAAAUGUUUGAAAAAACUCAAUAUUUCUCCAAACACUUUGAGGAUUGACCACAGACCUGGGGAAAUUUCGAGGUUUUUACACCAUCUUUUCAAAAGACCUCCAAAUUUCUUUACUUUGGCUUCUUCGAAAUUUACUCUAAACAGGCAAAAUGUCCUUCAAAAUAGGGAGAUUGGGAUGUCACCAAUUUCUGUACAAUAAUAUGUAUAUAUAUUUAGGGUAUACGAGAUAAUUAGGCAAUAUUUUUUAUUUAGUCAGCAUGACACUACUUUAGGGUUUGAAAUAAGAUAAGGGGAGGAGACUUGAUUGUUUUUAUGUUCGCCAUAGAAUGGAUUGGAACGUCUUAUCACUCAAAUUAUUCACUCGUUGAACUCACCCAAGUGUAUUAACUUUCGCGUUGAGACACAGUGAAGCAGACCGAUGCAGAAUCUGAGGUGAGGUAUCAAGCUGAUGGAGAAUAUAAUCGGAAACACUUAUUCAUCAAUGGACUUGAAGACUUUGAGAAGUGCCCACAGCGCUAGAAAACGUUUAUUAGUCACUGCUUUAGAACUUUCACUAGUUUCUAAUUUAUGGCUUAUCAUUACUGAUUAUUACGGGUCUUUAGCCUUACAGUAUUCAAAAAAAGACACAGUACAUGAAACAAGACUCCGUGGUCGGGCAACGUCUGAGAAUUCAGCCUAGAAACUUCCAUCACAUCGGUAUUUUUACUAGGGUUUUACUUUCGUCUUAACAAGCUCUCCGCAUGUCUUCUUAUUAUUUACUAAGUUGACUUCUAUCGGUUUACUCGAAAUUCGCUUUUCAAUAAUUCUUGAAAAACCUCCUGCACUGAGCAACUGAAUGUUAUAGCAAAUCAUGUUUCAUUAGAUUGGCUUUAGAACAUGAUAUUGGAGUUUACUGAGAGACUCUAAUAUACGGUAUUGCAGUGAUUACUUCUAGGUUUAAAAAAAAGAAUGCAGAUUCGGAUAAAUCAUCAUUUCUUCUCGAGAAAAAGUGUUUGCAGAAAUUAAAUUGUUUUAUUUGAAGGGCUUGAAAAGACAUAGAAAGCGUAAAAUUUCUAGCAAAACGCAAAGUAUCACCGGUGAUUGUUUGUUUAUCUACAGCUUCAACCUAACUGAUAAAUAUUUAUAUUUUUGAAGACAAUAUUAAACCCGUUUACAAUUUUAUAAGCUAAGCCAUAUUAAUUCUUUAAAUUCUCAAGUUUACACCAAAGAGCAUAUAUUUACUGAAUGACCAAAAAUCGGCUGAAACCAGAAAGCUAUAUUCGAAGUUUUCCAAACUAAGUAAUUAAGGGAACUACAUAAUGGUCCGGUCAAAAUCAAUCAACAGAAAAUGGAAAGAACAAUUUGUGUAUGCGUUAAUAAUCAGAGCAAACAAGAAAACAAAAAAAUGGGUAGGGGAGAUAUCGAUCCAGCCAUUCCAUUUGGUACAUUUUAAAUCGAAUGUAUAGUAAGAACUGACAACUCAAAAAAAGUUUUGGAGUUGAACUGAACAAGUGAACAGAUAUUUUAUCUAUUAUAUAAAGGUUAAAGGCAGAGUACAGGACGUAUGACCGUUUUUUUGACGGAACAUGAAUGAUAUUAUUUAGUAUAACAACUCAACUUAAAUUGCUUUCAUAAGAAGCAAAAUAUGGUAAGAAAAUAAUUAGGGUAAUUGUUGCUAUCAUUCCAAAUUCAACUAAUUUCUACAGAUAAUUAACCCAAAUAAUAAUCGUCUCUUUACUAAUUAUUAGCUCUAAGAUUAACUCUAAAGAAGAGUCCAAACUGGUGGAGUCCAACCACGUAAAAGGUAGACAGUGAAGUAACAAUGUAUUUUGGAUGCCUUGUGCUCCAUACGGAGAAUCAUUUGAUUUCUGGAGUAUAGUCCACUGAAUUCCAACUGAUGUAAAUCGACUAUCUCACUAAAAAACAUAAAAUAUGAGUUAGCCACUUUAAUUACGAUGUUUUGAGCUUAGUCGACAAGAUUAGAUCAGGAUUAAGUACUAGACUACAUAAACUUGAGUAUUAACCUAUGAUUAAAUGCAUUCACUUCAUAUUUUUCUAGAUAAAAAAACGAGGCGAUUUAUAAUUAUUAUACUGAAUAUAAACGUAUGUAAACGAUUAUAAUGUUAGCCUUGAUGCUCCUUCAGUUACUGUGAGAGAAUUCUACUGUUUUUGUUCUAUGUAAAAGCGAUAGAUCACUAUCCUCAAUUUUACGAAAAGCAACUACGAAUAAGAACUUUCAUUAUACUUGCUAUGCUAAUAGCUAGGUUAAUACGCAAAUAUCAAAAUAUAUUUGUCCAUUGCUUAGUGAAGAGUAAUAAAAGCAUUGAGUGCACGAUCAGUCUUUCUGUUUACGAAAAUUUCAUUUAAACUUCUUGGUAGGUUAAUAAUAAUUUGAAACAGGUAUCUCGGUGUCGACGUAAGCCAUGCAGAAACUAACGCUCGUCUGAUUAAUAAUGUUGAUUGAGGUUAAAAUGUCACAUAUACUUUGUUUUGGUGUUAGGUGUUGUAUGACAUUUAAAAAGAAGCCCUAGGCAUAGUUUUGACAAAGCUAGCCUACAAUAUCGUGAGAAAUGAUUCUGUUCUUGAGAUUCAAACCACGUGCCCCCAGUAGCAAUAGUUCUCUUCACGUUUCAGACAUCUUGCUGAAGGAUGAUAACCAGUACGUGACUUGUACUCAGGGUUUUUUCUAACUAUAUUAAAUCACUAAAUAACUAAAUAUUGUUACAUUAUAGUGUUGUUUGUGCAACUGCCUUCAUUCUUUGUAGAGCAUAGUUAAUUUAUCAGUCCUUCUCAUACUAAAUUAUUUAUAGCCUAGAACUAUCAUCACAGGAGCUAUUAAACUUCAACAGUUAUUUGUCAAACUUUCAAGAAAUCAAUUGUGAAAUUUUAGCAAUCUCUCCGGAUUCCCUAGAAUCUCAUAUCGCAUGGUAUUGCGCGCCAAUUCAGAAGAAUGGACUUGGUGAAAAUGUCCACUUUCCGUUACUAGAAGAUAAAAAUAUGAGAAUCUGCAGAGCAUAUGGAGUUUCUAAUGAGGAUAAUGGAAGUGCUUUAAUGAGCAUUUUCGUAAUCGAUACAAACGGACUGAUACGCAUUACCGUAUGUUUAGAUAAAGGAAUACACGUUUCUGUAAAGGAUAUACUGCGAAUGGUGAGAGAUUUACAAAUGAAAGAUAAGGAAGAUGAAUUGGAUAUUUUAAGACAUUCGGAAACACCAUUAACAACGACGCCACUUGAUUAGUUAGGAAAAGUGAUUAGAAGUGUUAUGUGUUAUUUUACAUCUGGUUAGUUUUCAGAUGUCAAUGAUUUUUGUCUCCGUGAGACAAUCCCUUCUGUUGAACCCCAUGUAAAUUCAUGUUUAUUGUACAAUUUCUAACUUGCUUCUUUUCAGUUCUACCGUUACUUUUAAACCUUGAUAUGUUAUGAUUUAUUCUGUCAUUGCUUCGAUUUGUUUGUUUGUAUCUACUUUCCGAUGAUAUUGCGAAACAUAUUUAUAGUUUUAUCCAAUUGGAUAAUACUCCUUAUACUUAUGAUAUGAUAUAUACAAUUUCAGCUUAGGAAAUAUAACGAUGCAUAUUUUCGAU